This is a messenger RNA of Phragmites australis (common reed), 709 nucleotides long. RefSeq lists its product as uncharacterized. The record is from RefSeq and is a predicted model, not a curated record. The transcript has 2 exons. NCBI's taxonomy places the organism in Eukaryota, Viridiplantae, Streptophyta, Magnoliopsida, Poales, Poaceae. The coding region runs from base 83 to 709 and encodes 208 amino acids.
AAGUAGCGCAAAUUACAAGACCAGUUUGGAUUCACAAAACGAAAGAAGCUUCUUUUUUUAUAUAGGAUUAAUCAGUUCUUGCAUGGACAUGGCGAGCGGCGGCUACUACUCGCCGUACUACCAGCCGGUGCCCUACUACUACAACUACUCGCAGCAGCAGCUGCGAGCCCGAGGAGCUGGCGGCGGCGGCGUCGGGCAGUCGUCGGUCCACGUCUUCCUCCUCCUUGCGAUGGUCUCCCUCCUCGCGGCCACCACGUUGUACGCGUGGUGCGAGUCGGCGGUGGAGAGCAUGCUCGACCAGCUCCGGCUCUUCCUCAUCCUGGCCCCGCUGCCGCUCAUCCUCGCCGUGCAGGACUGUGUGGCGAGCUGCGGCGAGCGCCGGGUUGGUGGCGGGGGUCUCAUGUCCCUCCUCGCGGAGCUGGUCCUCGACCCCAUCAAACCUCUCGCCGUAAACCCUCCUCUGCCGCCCUGGCAAGAUGCUACAGGUCCUGGGGCAACCAUGAUCCUAACGUCGGCCUCAGCUGUUGAGGCCUCCACAGCCGCAGAGCUGUCCGUGGCCUUGCUCGUGGCGCCAGCUCCUUCCUCCAACCCGUUCUCUCUGGUCACCAACCUCUUUACCUCUAUCAAAAAACUGAUCGUAGAGAAAGAGGCAGCAGACUGUAGAUGCGCUGAGAUGGAGAGGCUGGUGGCCGAUGAGAAGGAGGCGUGA